Molecule: messenger RNA, 1681 nt
Organism: Acanthopagrus latus (yellowfin seabream)
Lineage: Eukaryota; Metazoa; Chordata; Actinopteri; Spariformes; Sparidae
Gene: mitd1
Product: MIT, microtubule interacting and transport, domain containing 1
Exons: 7
Coding region: 246-986 (246 amino acids)
Biological process (GO): midbody abscission
Cellular component (GO): midbody
Source: RefSeq, a predicted model, not a curated record
AUAUUUUAUUAGACGCUGGUGCUUUAGCUGGAGUCACUUGUUUAAACUGCAUCCACAGACGUCCGUGGACCAUAACACCAGCGCUAAGGUUCUCCGGGACUUAUUUUUGUGGCGCACUUCUGUAGCUACCAAGUUGGGGGAGCAGUCUCACUGCUUUAACUGACUUUCCCGACCGUGGCUAAGUAUACAUUUCCUCGUAGUUUUUUUUUUAAGAAUCUCUUAACAGACGACGGACAGACAGAGCAAUGUCAGAAAACCACGUGUCAGGGAUGGAGACGUCCGCCGUCUCCGUCCUGAAGCGGGCAGUGGAGCUGGACAACGGCGGCCGCUUCCAGGAGUCUCUGGUCUGCUACCAGGAGGGCAUUCAGCUGCUUAUGGACGUGUUGAAAGCUGUGAAGGAUGACACAAGGAGAGGGCACUACAGGGACAAGAUAAAGGGCUACAUGGACAGAGCUGAGCAAAUCAAGGCCCGUGUGAACCAGAUGAAAGAAGAUGGGAAAUACCACGAGCAGGUCAAAAUAGCAGAGGAUGCCACUGGGUACAGCUACGAGGUUCUGUUCAAGCCAUACAUCAGCAGUUUACUCACAGAGGUCUGGGUAGAGGAUCCAUACAUACGGCAGAUCUACCAAUUGUACAACUUCCUGCGGUUCUGUGAGAUGCUGCUAAAAGCGCCCUGCAAGGUGAAAACGAUCCAUCUCCUCACGACACAAGAUGAAACGGACACCAGCCAACAGACCAACGCUCUGGCCGAGAUCAGAGAGAGUCUCGGUGCCCAUGGAGUGACUCUGGACCUGCAGUACUCCUCCACUAUACAUGACAGGGAGAUCAGGUUUAACAACGGUUGGAUCAUCAAGAUAGGAAGAGGACUAGAUUACUUUAAGAGACCAAAGGGACGGUUCUCCAUUGGAUAUUGCGACUAUGACCUCAGGCAGUGUCAUGAGACCAGCGUAGACAUUUUUCACACCAAACACACAAAAACACUGUGAGAUUUAGAAAGCGUUGCUUUCAUCUAACCAAUGGGACUUAAUUUACUUACCUGCACUCAAAACCACACAUCUGCUGUGUUUUUAAAUUUGUCUUAACAUACAGGUGCAUGUGAUCGGCUUUAUAACAAUGAUGUGACUGAACCAUUUUUGUCAGAGGUUCAUGUAAUGCACUUUGAUACAUUUUAUAUUUCUUCCAUCUUAUUUUUUAAAUUUUAUUUUAUUUUUUCAGGGCAUUUAUCAGAUGUUUUUGUCCAAAACAAAUUAACAGUAAUUCAUACAUACAUUCAUACACUGAUGGUGGUGGCUGCCAUGUAAGGUUCCGACCAGCACAUCAGGAGCAGUUUGGGGGCAGUAUCUUGCUCAAGGACACUUUGAUGUGUAGACCAGUGGAACCAAAAAGUGACCUUGCAAUCACAAGACGCUGACUCUACCCCUGAGCCACAGCUGCCUGCUCUUAUGUUUAUCAUGUUUAUCUGAACAGCCUUUUUCAUCUCUCUUUUUGACAUCCUCUGUGUUGGGUUUCAUUUCCAUGACCUGUUUUUUCUUUUAAAUGAACUUUUCUCAUAUAAAUGGAAGCUUGAUGAUUGUUUACAGGUAAGAUGCUUUUCAGGUAUUCAUACUGCCAUCUGGUGGAAAAAUGCCUUUUUUUUUUUUUCUUUUUUUUUUACAAUUAUAUUAAAAGUGCUUUUAUAAUA